Messenger RNA from Dibothriocephalus latus, 996 nucleotides. The record is from the annotation of a GenBank genome assembly. Lineage: Eukaryota; Metazoa; Platyhelminthes; Cestoda; Diphyllobothriidea; Diphyllobothriidae.
AUGCGAAAGCUUAUUCGGCGAACACUGGCCAAGAAACUGAUUGUAGUCAUAUGGAUAAUCUCGGCCACUCUAUUCAUCCCCUGGGCCGUCCACUAUAAGGUGACUGUCAGUGAAGGCAUUAGUAUCUGCCACGAGGUCUGGCCCUCGGACACCGCUGAGCGCCUCUUUUUCCUUGGCGUCGUGACUAUUUUAGUCUACACCGCGCCCCUGCUUAUAAUGGCCUUCUGCUACAUCAGCAUUAUUUUGAAAAUCUGGGGGCGAUUCCAGGCAGAUAAUCCUCAGGAGGAAAAAAGCGCACCAAACGAUUAUGUAAAUAGGGGAGAUUACGCAGUCAAACCGGACUCAACUAGUGUCGACAAGAGCUCCAGUGCAAAUGGUCAUGACAGCUUACCCAGUGAGACAACCUAUGCAAUGCGGUAUCACCCCACCCAAUGGUUGUCUGCAUUUAAACAAGGCGCUGUUUUUUACCCUGACAGAAUCAAGUCCCAGAAUGUCCGACUUCAAUCCGUGGGCGGUUUGAGCAGAGGAAAGACCAUCAAGAUUGUCAAAAUGCUCUCCGUCGUAGUCAUUAACUUCUGCCUCUGUUGGUUGCCGCUCUUCACUGUAUUUAACAUUAUCAAGUUUUCCACGUACUAUGCGACUCCCGAAGGCGGCGCAGGCGCAGUCAACGCCUCCACCAUCACGACCACAAACACCACCGUGACGGUGAGCAAGCAGAUGUCUCCAGCUAUCUCGAUGGCAGCCCUUGAAUAUGUGGUUCCCUUCGCACAACUACUGGGUUCAGCCAACAGCUGUGUCAAUCCCUGGAUCUACUGUUUUUACUCGAAGACCUACCGACGUGGUUUCAGGAAAGUUAUGCAAUGUCAGUCAGCUCGACGACGGCCACGGUUUGGUCAGCGCGUCUACUUGCGGGAAAAUACCUGGUUCACCGGCAGUGACCAACGCAGCCUACGCGUACACCCCACUAGGUCCGCCAUUUUGCCACAUAAAAACUGA